This is a messenger RNA of Malassezia globosa CBS 7966, 546 nucleotides long. RefSeq lists its product as uncharacterized. NCBI's taxonomy places the organism in Eukaryota, Fungi, Basidiomycota, Malasseziomycetes, Malasseziales, Malasseziaceae. The transcript has a single exon. Gene Ontology annotation, molecular function: zinc ion binding. The record is from RefSeq and is a predicted model, not a curated record. The coding region runs from base 1 to 546 and encodes 181 amino acids.
AUGCCGAAUCUUGCGCUACAACUAAAAGGCGAGUUUACGAACGUGACACGACUUGUUCCCGCCGAGGGCGUAGAUGCGGCCAUUCUUUUACAGAUCGAGUGUACGUCGUGCCACGAAAAACACCCGAAACUCGUGGCGAUAGAACCUUCGAAUGUGGUUGAGAUGCAAAAGAGCCGUGGAUCGGCCAACCUCAUUGUCAACUGUCCUAGCUGCAGGCGGGAAAAUUCUGCGUCCUUUGUCGUGCGUAAGCCUGGCUCAAAAGAUGAGGAGAAGAUGGGCGAAGUUGCGCCGUGGUCUGAAAUAGACGUGAGCGCAGGCCCUGACUGGCACACACUGUGCACCGUAGAAUUCCGCGGCAUGCAGCCGAUCGAUCCUUCAAUCCAGGAGUUAUUGACAGAUUCGAGCUCUUGGAAGUGUGUUGGCACAGAAAGUGGCACGCCGUUUACAGACGUCCAGUUCGAGGAUGGCGAAUGGCACGACUACGAUGAGAAGGCAGGUGAAGAAGUGAGCAUGACUGAUAUUGAAUUGCGCUGGCAACGUGCUUAG